Molecule: messenger RNA, 854 nt
Organism: Malus domestica (apple)
Lineage: Eukaryota; Viridiplantae; Streptophyta; Magnoliopsida; Rosales; Rosaceae
Product: calcium-binding protein PBP1-like
Molecular function (GO): calcium ion binding
Source: RefSeq, a predicted model, not a curated record
CUCUUUAUUUUCUGGACCUUCCCAUGUAAUUUCCGGGAAAGAGAAGCCUCUCAAACAUCUCACCCAACUAUAACAUACAGAGCAAACUUCGAUCAUGCCGGUAAGCAACAACAUAAAUUUUCUCUUAUCUGUACACCUUAAUUUGUUGCCAUCCACAGCCACCCCUCUUUCCUCGAAAUCUUCCUCAUUUUCUCUAUUAAUUCACUCAAUUUCCCUUCUAAUAUAUAAACCACCCACCCUAGGUCACUUUUUCACAUAUAAAAUAUUCGAAAUUCCAAUCAGAGUCACCCUCGACAAACUAUAGGAUAAUAAACCCUAGCCGUAGUUUCAUUUCCAUCAAAUUUUCACUUUGGAAUCUAUUAAAUCAAAUGGCUUGUCGAAAUGGGGUUAUUGUGUUUGAAGAUUUCUUUCCAGCAAUGGUUGAGAAACUGGGAGCAGAAGGGUUUAUGGAGGAGCUGUCGAAAGGGUUUCGGUUGCUGACGGACGGAGAGAAGGGCGUGAUCACGUUUGAGAGCUUGAAGAAGAACUCGGUGUUGCUUGGAUUGCAAGGCAUGAGCGAUGAGGAGAUCAUGUGCAUGCUCAAGGAAGGUGAUUUGGACGGUGAUGGCACCUUGGAUGAGAUGGAAUUUUGCACCCUCAUGUUCAGAUUGAGCCCUGCCAUAAUGCAAAGUUCUGAAGAAUUAUUGGUGGAAGCUUUAGAUAUGUAAUGAAAUGUAGGAUCUCGAGAAUUUCAUGUUCUUUAAUUUCUUUGGUGUUCAUCUAGUUUUGUAAUUUCGGGUAGCUUAAAUAAUAGAAGAGACUACUCUUCUUUGCAUUAUUUGCUUUUUUUUAUUCGAAAAACAAUUUUGACACUC